GAAAUUGAAGAAAUAACAUUAGAACUAGACAUCAAGAUAAAUCGAAAAGAUUUUGGCGCCAAUGAAUGUAAAUUUUUAUUCGCGUAUACUGUUGAAGAGCAAGAAUCUCAAUCCAAUAGACAUUUUUACUCUUUCAUACAAAUUGCGCAACAAAUGGGCCGCACAAUGGUGUUAACUAACGUUGGAGGAUCUCGUAUAUCAUCACUUAAAAAUUUUCCUUUUGACUUCUAUUAUAACGUAGAUGAAUUAAGCAAAAAAUUUCCGCAAGUAAAAUUUAUUUUACAACAUGAAUUUCAAAAAUGGGCCAAAGAGCGUGAAAAUAAUGAUCUAAACCAAUUUUUAUCAGACGUAUUAGAAAGUAAUGCUGAAGUUAUGCUGAUAACGCAGGAAGGAAUACGAGGUCCGAUAUUUGAAAGACUUGCACCGAUGCCAUACGCAAGUCAUAUAACCAAUGCGGCUUCGAACUUUGCAAACAAAUUAAAACCAUAUAUUGGAAUUCAUUGGCGUAUGGAAUCAGGUCAAUUAGAUCUAAUGUCAAAAUGCGCUGAAAGUCUUGUUACCUAUAUAAGAAACUUUGGGAUUACAAAUAUUUAUUUGGCUACGGAUUAUCCACUUGCCGAAUAUAUGCAUAAUAAGGCACAGUCAGAUACAUUUCAUCAUAUACAUGAAGAACACCAUAUAGUUAUGAGAAUUUUAAAUUCUACACUUAAUAUAAACACUUGGGUUUCAACACACGCGCUAGAUUAUCUUAAAUCAUCACUAAACGCUACAAAAACGAACCAAUUACAAGAGGAACUUAGAGGUGGCGGUAUCCAAGGAAUCUUUGAUAAAUUAAUGUUAAUACAAGCCGAUUAUUUUAUAGGUGGUCCUGAAAAUUGCUGUAGAUACAUGAGUACUUACACAUUACAAAUUAAGGAUGCAAGAGAGGAAUCAUUUAAAAAUAAUGGAACAAUUAAGAAUGUUAUUGAUAGGUGGGAACUAUACUAG
Molecule: messenger RNA, 987 nt
Organism: Racocetra persica
Lineage: Eukaryota; Fungi; Glomeromycota; Glomeromycetes; Diversisporales; Gigasporaceae
Source: the annotation of a GenBank genome assembly